UGGACCUCAAAUUCGAAACGCAAACAACUUCCAUUGCUGCGUUCUGCAACGCAAACAAACUCCGCUUUGACAAUCUCUUUUCCUGCUUGCCUGCUCGUCGUUAUCGACUUCUGUGGUGAGGAGAAGCAUACCAAAUGAUUAGCAAGGUUUAAAGGCUACUCCACUUCACCAAUGAGCUCACUUCCCACUCCAAACCCUAUCCCUAAACCCAAUACUUCCCGGACAUACGUCAAAGGUUCUUGUCUGUCGGAAUCGCAAUGUUGGCUAUGUUUCUUACCCAGGCAACGGAAGCCGGUUACCCUCUCGAUUGGGAUCACCUGCCGGCGGAGCUUAUCCGUCUUCGAUGUAAGAUCGUCUCUCGAGCCGACGGAUGUGGUUGAGGAGAAGUUUAUGGAGCGGGGCAGCCAGAAUCUGGUGAUCUCAUCGAUGUACCGUUGCUCAAAGAUCCCGCGGCCAAAUCAGAUAGUACUUGAAGCUCAGGCUAAGGUUUGCACAGGUCCAGAGCAGACCAGGCCACUGACCGAGGAGCAGGCCAUGAAGGUCUUUGAGACCAUUCUUAAAUCAGCUAGAGGCGAGCUAAAAGAUGAUGAAGUUUCGAAAGCACAACUUGGUGCAUUUUUUGCUGCAAUGACAAUACGAGCAAAUACAUUUCCAGAAGCUACCCAAUGGAGUGAUGGAGAAAGACAUGCCAUGAAUCAAUAUUGGCCACAUCUUGUUAGGGUUCUUCCUCCAGAUGUUAUCUUUAUAGCCGAUCCUGAAGGCACAAUUAUGGGUAUGGGGAACUUUCCACGUUAUGCUGGAAAAGGAGCAACAGAAAUGAGAUUGGUUGGUGCCCUUAGAGAAGUACUGGCAGGUGGUCAUUUAGGUUUUGAAGAGGUAAAGGGUGUUCUGAAAGAUGUUUUACCAUUAAAGGGUAAUGAGUUACAGAAGGUCAGUGAGUCGCUACUAGCUGCAUUUCUAAUUGGACAACGCAUGAAUCGUGAAACAGCUCGUGAGCUGAAAGCAUAUUGUCUUGCAUUUGAUGAUGAGCUAGGGCCACCUCCCAUAGCUGAUGUUAGAUCUUUGACUCACUAUGGCGAGCCCUACGAUGGAAACUCUCGUUUCUUCAAGAGUACUCUAUUUGUUGCAGCAGUGAGAGCUUGCUAUGGAGAGUCUUGUUUACUUCAUGGAGCUGAAUGGAUGCCUCCAAAGGGCGGUGUGACGGAAGGGCAACUGCUUAAAUUUGUUGGCGCAAAUAACCAUUUGUCCCCAAUGCAGGCAAAGACAUUAUUGGAGGAUGAAGGAGUUGGUUUUGCUUAUGUGAGCCAAAGAGAAGCACGACCAUCAUUACAUUCACUAAUUGGGCUCAGAGAGCACAUAAAGAAACGUCCACCUCUGGCAACUUCUGAGAAAGUACAGCAAUUUGUGCGGACACUUGGGAAAGAAGCCACUGUUGCUGGAUUCUAUCAUGAUGGCUACGAAGAUUCAUUGUUAAUGCUGAUGAGAAGGAGAGAAGUCCAUGCGGGUUUGGUUGUUAAGGGGGAAGAAGGUUCGUUAUCAAUGACAACAAAACCAAGAUCUGUUAAUGCUUCAAAAGGCAUUCAAGUGAACCACUGUGCUGGUUUCCGCUCGCUCAGUAGAGCAGACGACUUGUCGACUGAUGGUUUUUUUCGCACGAAUUUUAGUGUAGAGGUCAAUGCUCAAGAUUAUGGUUUCGAACCUAGCGAAACUCCGAGAACGGAUAGAUCUUAUAAUUCCUGCAUCCAGGCUAAGAAAAACAUGGAGUUAGGUUUGGCUGCAUUAAGCGGCGAAAAGGGUCCAGCUUACGACCGCAUCGUUCUAAAUGCUGGAAUGGUUGAUCAUCUGCUUGGAUGUGAGGGCGCAGAGGAUGUUCAGGUCGCCCUGCAAAGAGCCAAGGAAGCCAUUGACAGUGGCCAAGCCCUCAAUAGGCUCAGGAACUUCAUACAAAUUUCCCAUAAACUUAAAUAGAAUUCUUUUCUCCCUUUGACAUGCCAUCUAGACCCUCUCUCUCUCUCUCUCUCUCUACACUAAAUAAUAUUUUAUGUGCUCACAAAGUUGAAUGAUUUAGUGCUCAUUUGUGCUAUGUAUAUAGAUUGAAGGGAUGCAAAGUGUUAAUUAGUCAAUGAAAAUUUUGGAAGUUAGUGUCA
Molecule: messenger RNA, 2147 nt
Organism: Phalaenopsis equestris
Lineage: Eukaryota; Viridiplantae; Streptophyta; Magnoliopsida; Asparagales; Orchidaceae
Product: anthranilate phosphoribosyltransferase
Exons: 10
Coding region: 172-1968 (598 amino acids)
Biological process (GO): GMP biosynthetic process
Cellular component (GO): cytosol
Molecular function (GO): GMP synthase activity
Source: RefSeq, a predicted model, not a curated record